AUGUUUACUAUUAAUACAUAAAUCAUUUACAAAUUGCCAGACUUCAUACCAAAUCUUAAUAUUGAUUUGUCAUUUCCUCAAAUCCUAACACCUAAAUACAGACCUCCUCCCCUCAAGAAACAUCCUGUUUUAGAUUCGCCUGAUGAAAUCAAAAAAUGGUUAGAAUAGAGAAGGAAAAGAUACCCCAAUAAGCAAAAACCUACUGUGGAUGAAAAUGCACAAGAACUUUCGAUCUUGGAAAUUAAACUGAGAAAGAAGAUUUUAAUUUUGAGUGGAAGCAGUAGGAGAACAUAAAUUAAAGCUAAGUAAAUGAAGGAACUCUGUAAGGUUCUUACUGAAUCAAAAAGAAUUCAGAAGAAAAUGAAUAUUAUUGAACCAUAAAUUAGUUCUGAUUCAGAAGAAAAUGAUAAGGAGGAAAAAGAUUAAAAAAUAGAUGACAAGGAAGCGAUAUCAAAAGAAAUAACCAAAUUAUAAAAGAAGUUAAGUAAUAAUAGACCAAGGGAAUAUUAUAAAUAGGUGAAAGAAGCAGGAGAAUAAUAGUAGUUAUCAAAGAUGGAAAAGUAGAUAAUCAAAACUAAAAUUAAGGAUCUCAAGGUAAAGUUAAAGUAAUUAAAUCCAGAACCUGAACAAGUUAAGGAAUACUAAAAUGUAAUUAGAUAAGAGAACACACAGACUUUAGAAGAUCAUACUAAGGAGAUGAUUGACAAUUUAGAGGAAUAGAAAGAGAAGAUUGAGAAUUUAUUGGAGGAAUCAUUAAAUUACAGAGUCAAUCCAGCCAACUUUAGGUAUAAGAGUAACACUCUCUAUACAAAUAUGCUGAUUGGGGAGAUUUUUAGAGAAAGACAAUAUGUUUUGUAGGCAAUCAGAUAAUUGGUGAAGGAGAACUUUUUCGAGGUGAAGGAAUAAGGGGGACUUGAAUGUAUUACAUCAGAAUCAGAUGAGGAGGAACAAGAAAGCAGUGAGGAGGAGAAAGGGUUUUAGGAAGAGAUGGAAGAGUAUUUUUGA
Molecule: messenger RNA, 1005 nt
Organism: Paramecium tetraurelia
Lineage: Eukaryota; Ciliophora; Oligohymenophorea; Peniculida; Parameciidae
Exons: 2
Biological process (GO): box C/D snoRNP assembly
Cellular component (GO): nucleus
Molecular function (GO): RNA binding
Source: RefSeq, a predicted model, not a curated record